AUGCUUCCCCGGCUGAGACAAAGCGCCCUGCUCCUGAAGCUCAGCAGUCCAGCCACGAAAGCUGCGCGCAUCCCGCAGAGUCGACAGUUGACCGCUCGGCUCAUCGACGUGGCGCGUGCGCUGAGCCUGCGGGCAGCGCUGCAAAGCUGGCGACUGCAGGUGGCGAAGGAGCGAGCCUUCAACGCCAUGCUCAUGCUACCCGACGACGAGGAUUUCGCAGCAGUCGAUGCACUGGAAUCUGCCUCCACUGGCUCCACGACGAGUCCGUCCCAGCGGUGGCAUCGCGCCCAGCGCUUCGAAGGUGAGGGAAGCCGAAACUUCAGCUUCUCAGGCCCUCUAUCUGGAGGUAUCUACCAGCCUCGACUGGGCAUGGUUGAGCCUA
Messenger RNA from Symbiodinium pilosum, 382 nucleotides. The record is from the annotation of a GenBank genome assembly. NCBI's taxonomy places the organism in Eukaryota, Dinophyceae, Suessiales, Symbiodiniaceae.